UCGCUCUCGGAGCGCGCUCAGUCGCUGCGUGCGCUCCUCGCCCUCAUCUCCACCAGUGGCGAGGCCAUUCUGUCGCAGUGGGAGAAGCUAGACAAGACGUCUGCUCUCCCAUCCAAGUCGCUCUACGCCAGCUCGCAGACGCUGCUGGGGGCCGCCGGCAUGCUGUCGGAAGUGGUCCAAGACCCGGGCAUGCGCUGCCUGCAGAUGUGCGGCUCCUUUUUCGAGGCCCGCGCGCUGCACAUUGCGGUGCGUGCCGGCGUUCCUCAACGGAUUGCCGCCUCGCCAAAGGGGGCCCUGACAUCGGUGGAGCUGGGCAAGGCCACGGGCAUCGAGCACCGCAAGCUGGCGCGCAUCCUCCGCUGCUUGGCUACCAACCACAUGCUGGCCGAGGUGGGCCGCGACACGUUUGCCAACAACCGCAUCUCGGCCCACCUCGUCGACAAUGCCGGUCUUUGUGCCUACAUCCACCACUAUGGCGAGGAGCCCUACCACGCGGCGGGUGCAUUGAUGACGAAGCUCGACACACCAGCAGGUGCGUCGUACGACAUCCUCGACGCUCCCUUUUCCGACGUCUACGGCCGCAAGCCUCGCUGGGAGUGGCUCGAGGAGCCCGACGAGAAGACGGGCAAGCCGCGCGAGCAGCUGGCGCGCUUUGGCCUGGCCAUGCUGGGCGCAGGCGACGUCGAGGUGCCCGGUGUGCUGGCCGACUACGACUGGGCUGGCCUCGGCCAGGGCGCCACCGUCGUCGAUGUGGGCGGCGGCGUGGGCCAGAUGUGUAUUGCCCUUGGCCGUGCCUUUUCCAACCUGCGCUUCGUCGUGCAGGACCGCCCGCCCGUCAUUGAACAGGGUCGCAAGAUCUGGGCGGAGCGCGCCGCCGAUCUCGUCGACCGCUGCGAGCUGCAGCCCCACGACUUUUUCCAGACGCAGCCCGUCCAGGGCGCCCACGUCUACCUGCUGCGCCACGUGGUGCACGACUGGGCCGACCGCGAGAGCAUCGCGAUCCUGCGCGCCCUCAAGCCCGCCCUGGCACCCCACUCGCGCAUCUUGCUGGCCGAACAGAUCAUGGUGUGUGCCUCGGGCGACGACCGCAUCGCCCGGCCUGCUGCCCCGCUGCCGGCCAACUACGGCGACGCCGCGCGCUUCAGCCACCAGCGCGACAUCAACAUGAUGGGCCUCAUCAACGGCAUCGAGCGAUCGCCUGCGGAGUUUGAUGCCCUUGUCGAGCAGGCCGGCCUGGUCGUCAAGGCUUUCCACCCUUGCCGCUCGCAGAUCGGCCUUGUUGAGGUUGGCCUUCCCUAGACUGAGCUCCUUUUCCUUCGACUAGACUUGCGGAGCUCAUCGCGCCCGGCCCGUCCCUGUGCGA
This is a messenger RNA of Acaromyces ingoldii, 1363 nucleotides long. Its product is annotated as S-adenosyl-L-methionine-dependent methyltransferase. Bases 160 to 1299 code for a protein of 379 amino acids. NCBI's taxonomy places the organism in Eukaryota, Fungi, Basidiomycota, Exobasidiomycetes, Exobasidiales, Cryptobasidiaceae. Gene Ontology annotation, molecular function: O-methyltransferase activity. The record is from RefSeq and is a predicted model, not a curated record. The transcript has a single exon.